UUUUAUUUUUUUAAACUCUGUAUAAAUAUGAAGUUCGCAGCCAAAAGUAUCAUUCCGCAGUAUCGAGAAACAUGUAUUCUUUUCUUCCUUUGUGUGUAUUUGCUUUGCUUUGUCAAGUGCAAGGUACAUGGGCAAGAGAUGCAAAAGAAGGCGAGUUUCCAUACCAGGCGGCUGUUUUACUGAGACUGCGCAAUAAGGAACUUCUGUACAUAUGCUCCGGCGCAAUACUUAACCAAAGAUAUAUAUUGACACUCGCCCUCUGUGCUGUACAGUACAAGCCUUCUACAAUUAACAUAUUAGUUGGGUCAAACGAUCUUGCUCGCCGAAAUAAUACCUACUACACGGUAGAUACAGUUCGUCAGUUCAGUCAACCCAAGUACAAUGUAACUAUAUUCUCCCGUAACAAUAUUGCUGUAGUCAGGGUUAAGAACCAGAUAAUCUUCAAUAAAAGAGUCCAGCCCAUAGCGAUAUCGAAUCAGGACGUGAUGAACGGUCAGACUUACAGCUUAACAGCUUUUAGGAAUCAUAUUGAUCCAAACUACUCCACCCGCCUCCAGCUGUUUUUGGUAAUGGCAAUACAAAAUAAUAAACAAUGCAAUUCAUUAGUUGGAAUUGGACUGGACAGUGUCAGGGAACUGUUCUGUAUGACCGCGAGCCCAAGGGAUACUGGAAAUGAAAACCUACCACCAUUCAGCUACCAAGGAGGACCAAUUGCCAGUAAGAACGAGUUGAGGGGUUUGAACAUUGCUGCAAGAGGCAGGCGAGUGGACAAAGACAUCGUAGCUGUAGGAUUACGACUAGCACCUUACAGGAACAUGAUUAAUUCUGCCAUCAAAAAUUAAUGUUUGAUUAUCUUCGAAUCUUUAUGUAUUGUUAAAUAUCCUGUACCACGUAACACUAGGAUAUUUAUUAAAAAUAUAGCACAGUUACAUUUUCAAAAAGGUUAUGUUAGCAAAAUACGUUCUUAUUGUAUGUAUAAGGUUUAAUAAAAUAAUUUUCAUCAUUA
Molecule: messenger RNA, 1006 nt
Organism: Pieris napi
Lineage: Eukaryota; Metazoa; Arthropoda; Insecta; Lepidoptera; Pieridae
Product: chymotrypsin-1-like
Exons: 5
Coding region: 72-842 (256 amino acids)
Biological process (GO): proteolysis
Molecular function (GO): serine-type endopeptidase activity
Source: RefSeq, a predicted model, not a curated record